UUUUCUUUCACAGGCCUUUUUCUCUCAAGAGCUAUUCUUUAUUUCCUCUCUCUCUCUCUCUCUCUCUCUCUAUCUCUACUCGUGUGUGUGUCUAUAUAUAUAUAUAUAUAUAUACAGAGUAGUCAUGACGUUUUCUAAAGACGAUGCUCGUACUGCUGUUGGUAUUAUAGGGAAUAUCAUUUCACUCGUAUUGUUUUUGUCCCCAGUGCCAACAUUUUACCGUAUAUGGAAGAAAAAAUCAGUGGAACAGUACUCACCAGUGCCAUACCUGGCCACCUUUGCCAACUGUGGGCUCUGGGUGCUAUAUGGACUGCCCAUGGUACACCCUAAGAGCACCCUGGUUGUGACCAUCAAUGGUACAGGCUUCGUGAUUGAGAUUCUGUAUUUGUCGCUAUUUCUCAUAUUCUCCGACGCCAAAAAGAGGCUGAGGAUUGUGGCGGUCGUGGUAGCGGAGUGCGUAUUCCUGGCGGUUUUGGCCAUCCUCGUGCUGUCGUUAGCCCACACCACCAAGCUCCGGUCGACCAUCGUCGGUAGCAUUUGCAUGGCCGGCAACAUUUUUAUGUAUGCGUCACCGUUAUCGGUCAUGAAAUUGGUGAUCACCACAAGAAGUGUGGAGUAUAUGCCCUUUUCCCUGUCCCUUUUCUCCUUCCUCAAUGGUGUUAGCUGGACUUCUUAUGCUCUCAUUCGUUUCGAUCCCUUCAUCGCUGCUCCAAAUGGGAUGGGAACUGUUCUUGGACUGGCCCAAUUACUAUUGUACGCCACCUUCUAUAGGUCAACUAAGAGAAUAAUGGCUGAGAGAAAAGCCCAAGGAGAAGUGGGCUUGACUGGAAAACCAACAACAACAGACUCAAACAAUAAGAAUGGUGUUUAGGAGAGUUGAAAUAGUCUAGCCCAAAACAAGGCCUGUUUGGUUGGGCCUUUUUUGUUUUCUAGGUUUGACUAUAAAGUUCAGGAAAUCCCUUCUAUCACGUCCAUUUAUUAAAAUAUAUAUAUAUAUUACAAGA
Molecule: messenger RNA, 1004 nt
Organism: Sesamum indicum (sesame)
Lineage: Eukaryota; Viridiplantae; Streptophyta; Magnoliopsida; Lamiales; Pedaliaceae
Product: bidirectional sugar transporter SWEET7
Biological process (GO): carbohydrate transport
Cellular component (GO): membrane
Molecular function (GO): sugar transmembrane transporter activity
Source: RefSeq, a predicted model, not a curated record